Messenger RNA from Closterium sp. Naga37s-1, 1058 nucleotides. The record is from the annotation of a GenBank genome assembly. Lineage: Eukaryota; Viridiplantae; Streptophyta; Zygnematophyceae; Desmidiales; Closteriaceae.
AUGGUGGUCUGCAAAUGUCGUAAGGCCACCAAGCUAUACUGCUUCGUGCACAAGACGCCGGUGUGCUUCGACUGCAUAUGCGCUCCCGAUCACCAGCACUGCGUGGUAUGGCAGUACUCGGACUGGGUGAACGACGGCGACUACGACUGGCCGCCGCACUGCGCCGUGUGCAGCGAGUCCCUCGAGGACUCCCACAAGCCCACCAUCCGCCUCUCCUGCCUCCACGUGCCGCAUGCGGAGUGUGUGAAGAGGCACGUGGAGUCCUUCCCGCCCAACACCGCGCCAGCGGGCUUCACAUGCGCCUCCCCUGGUUGUGGCCUUGAGAUAUGGCCAGCCAGGUCGCACAAGGACUCUGCCUCUGCUCUCUACACGCACCUCAGAGCACUCCUGGCUCAGACAUCUGUUGCCGACGUCAUCCUGAGCGCGCCAGUCACCUCUGACCCAGCAGCAGCCACAGCACUAUCAGACAAACCCGCGCCGCCCGCGUUCGCCUCCGGCCCUCUCGCAGCGGUGGGGCGGGCGGCAGACUCCGCGAGUGCAGGGGCGGAGGGGGAGGCCCGGGGGGAAGCAGGUGGGGCAGUGGAGGAGAGGAACGGCGGGGAGGGGGAGGGCAGCGGGGGGGGGUCGUCAGGAGUAGCAGCAGCGGCUGUGGCGGCUGCAGCAGCAGCAGCGGCAGCUGCAGCUUCAGCUGGGGCCAAGCGUCAACCACAGCAGCAGGGCGGGGUGAACAUUGCGCGCAGCCGGACGGGCGGGUCGGAUCGCACGGCGGUGGACAUCACAGAGGAGAUCGAGACGGCUUACCGCACCGAUGAGGAGGCGGGCGACCGCAAGUACGCCAGACGAGGUCCGGCGCAUCUGCAGUUCCUGAGGUUGCUGGGGUCGUGGUGGUCACCAGCGCUGCACGCGCUGCCAGUGACGCUCACAGCCACGCACUCGCACCGCAGGGACAAGGACGAGCAUGCACCCGUGGGGGCGCACGAGGACGGCAGGCGGAGAGCGGGGCAGCGGCGCAGCGGCGGUGUGGACCCGCGGAAGCUGCUGCUCAUUGUGGCCAUUGU